AUGGCCCAUGUCACAGAGCAUCCGUUUCGGAUCAAGAGAAGAAAGCUGGAAGAUCCACAGCCAGGCGAUGAGGCUACCAUCACCUCUUCUACCCAGUUGCGCGAUUUGUUGCUGUUUCAGCAGAAUGCUCCGGCCGCCAAGCAAGGAAUAAUCAAAUUCAAAGAGUUUCUGGUUUCAAUAGGCCAUACAGAACAGGAGACCGAGAAGGCCCAGAAACUGCGGAUUCUGAAGGCCUACUGUGACAAGCAGAUCACCGGAACAGAUGAUGAUGCCGUCUGCUUCCCGGAGCUCAUCCAAACCUGGAGCUUUGGCGACAGCAAUAACCAUGAACCCAUUCUCAUCAAUGUCCCGUCGGUGCUUGCCAUCUUCUUGAAGACCAUCUCACGUGAGCUGGACUUCCGGGACUUCGGACUCGCCUUGUGCAAGUACCUACUGCAGAAGGACCAACUGAGGCUGUUUAACCGGGGCCUGACUGCCACCAAGGCCAAAGAGCAUCUCAUCUCGCCUUGUCUGCGUUUGCUCACCGAGAUUGUGACCUUUGACGGUGGUGCCGUUGCCCGGCAAUUGUACCUCCGACGCUAUAUCACCUUCAAGCGCCUCGAGGUCUUCUUGACUCCCAAUAAAGCGCAGCUGGAGGACGUGGAAGAUGAAUCGAAAAAGUCCACCCUUCGACGCAACGCACAACGGUAUUUGCUGGCCAAUUUGCGGGUUCAGCAUGUGUCCGAAAAGAGCGACAUUAUCGAGCAGCAUAAAAUUACCAGAGCAUUCCUCGAAUACGUCAGAAAGGACCCCCGCGAUAUGGUCCUUGAAGUCAUCAAAUCGAUUGAGAGAGACGUGGUGCAAGAUGCUUCGCUGUCGCGCAAAUCGAAGAGCAAAUUUUUCAAUCGCGGUAAUCUGGAGAGACUGGUCACACUUUACGGGUAUGACCGAGACUCGGACGAACCCAACCCGGAUGGCAUAUCCAUCGCAAACGAGAUCCACCGGGUCCUGUUGACUGUUUGCAAGACCGCUGGUCUGGGUGUUCUUCUGCCCGAAACAGGCUGGUAUCCAGUCGGGACCGACCCAGAGACCGUGCCCAUAGAAGACGAUACGUGCAUCGAACUGGGGCUGGAUUCGCCCAUAUACGUCGACAAGUACCGGGAAUCCGUCCCCGUGCGGAAUGGCUCCUUGUCAUACCUGAUUCAGUGCCUCCGCCCUGAUGUGGACAGUCUUCAGAUCGAGCUACUGGUGACGAUCUUUAAGGUUGCCCCCGAGCUUAUUGCCGACUUCUUCACCAAGAAAACCAUGUUUACAUCCGACCCCAAAGCCACUCCCUCAUGGAUGGCCGAGUCGGCUUUCCUCUUUUCAACGGUGCAGCUGCCUGUCCCCAUGAACUGUGGCUGGAAAGACAAACAGCCUGCUCUACCGCCACCGGUUUCUAUUGUCAUCGAAAACGUUCUCCCUCGUCCUCUAAGUCAGAAAAUCAUGACCCGCUGUCUGAACCAAAAUGCAGAGAUCAUCACUCUAUUUGCCGUGCGAAUCCUGACUCUUGCCUUCAAGAAGUUGCAGGCCACCCUGAAGAUCUUCCGGGCCGACCAUAGACAGGCCCAGUUAUAUUGGAAUCAGGCAUCUUCCAAAUUGCUUGCCGAGUUCUCUCGCCGAUGUCCUGCUGUCAAGGAUGUGAUUCUCCUGUUCCGAAGAACUGCCAAGGAAGACUUACAGCAACAAGAGGCGGUCUCGGAGCUUUUAACUUGCUUCUAUGAAGUCAUGCCUGAUAUUGCCUUGGAGGAGAAUUUUGACGUGUCGCUGGUCUUGGUAGAGGUGCUCAAACGACUGGAAGCGUCAGACUUGAGCACAGAAGACUCGGAAUCGCUCCUGAGCCAAUUGCAGAAUGUUCUUCAGAUUGCGCAACAGUCUGCCUCGAUGCGUUGGUGGCAGAAGCCAGCAUCUAUGCAAUAUUCCCCUUUUACGUCGAUUCUCAAGGUUCUUAUGGAGACUUCAGACAAAGACUCUUCCCGGCGCAUCUCAACUCUUCUGAGGACCGUUCUAGUCGAAAACUCCAUCUUACAGAACUCACUGCAGUCCUUUGUCUCUCUGCUGUCUAGCAUUGAAAACUCCGAGGCGGACUCGCUGCACAGGCAGUUGGUCUUUUUUGACAAUUGCGUGUCUCGAGUGGCCAAGAAACCUGUCCACUACCUUGACCUGGCCGAAUCCUUGUCCCAGAAUGCGGCUAAUAAUGUGAGUCCACUGGUUGCGGCCCUGGUCGAGCAGUGGCCUUUUGUUGUCAAGAGUGGAGAUGCUGCCGCGGAAACUGCAGUUGGGUCGUGGAUUGCUAGCCUGCUCCGCAACUUGAAGCAGGCUGGGGAGAAUUCGAAGGCGCUAAAGGCUGCCCGAGACGCUUUGAUGGACGCGACCGAGAGCAAGAAAAUCCGGUCCCACUUCAAGAAAUCCUUGAAGGACGCGGAAGAGGCGAAUGCAGAGGACAAAAUGGACAUCGACUCCGGCCCAGCUCCGCCAAUUUCAUCUGAGCAAACCUCGACAGUCGAUCUUAACGAAAUCUUUGGGUUCCUGCCCACUGAAGGCACAACCCAUAAUGCUUUGCAUCGAUGGGAACGCGAGGACGUGGAAGAUGCUGUGGAGCAAGGCCGUAUCGCCGAGUUGAUGCUCUGUCUGUGCUCUCAGCACGAGGAAGUCCGGCGACAGGCGUUUGCCAAUACUGCGCGUUUCAUGGCAAAACUCAAGGCAAACACUCAGGAGUCCAAAUACGCCGAAUGGCGAUCCGUAUAUCUCCUCACAGGAGAACUUCUCGAAACUGUUCACAAAAUCGGCCUGACUCAACCGAUUCCCUGGAUCAUUGGCGAGUGUGCUUCGAAUUGUCUGUCGGUUCUUACGAACCCACUGCACAAGGUGUACGGCAAAGUCAACAAGUUUCUGCAAAAGGCCCCAAUCUGGGAAUUGGGGAAGAUCCCAUCCUACUGGGUCGACAAGAUCCUCUUGAAUGAGCCCGAGUUGGAUGAUGGCUACUUCGACGAGAUCGAUUGGCUACUGAAUCUGUUCGUGAAGGGUCUCCGAACCGAGGCAGAUAUGGAGAUCUACCGACGUGCCAAUGUCUUUGAGCGCAUUCUCUCUCUCUACCAAUCUCCGACGUUGCAUGACUCCGCCCGGCGAAAGAUUUUGCACAUUGUCUACCGUGCCACGCAGGUCGGUGGGAGUACCACUCUGAUCACCCGGGCUGCUGUCAUGAGUUGGAUUCAAGUUGAACUUGCAGAGGCUGACCCUAAGGAAGCUGCGUUGCUCUCGGCGUUGGCACGAGCUGUGUAUGAGACCUCCGACCGCCAGCGUAUUGAUAGUUGGAGCGCAGGCACCAUCGAGCAGGCCCUUGAAACCCCGGGACAAGCAUGA
Penicillium alfredii is the source of this 3381-nucleotide messenger RNA. RefSeq names its product NPA1/URB1 family protein. The transcript is spliced from 5 exons. Gene Ontology annotation, biological process: maturation of 5.8S rRNA from tricistronic rRNA transcript (SSU-rRNA, 5.8S rRNA, LSU-rRNA); maturation of LSU-rRNA from tricistronic rRNA transcript (SSU-rRNA, 5.8S rRNA, LSU-rRNA). The record is from RefSeq and is a predicted model, not a curated record. Bases 1 to 3381 code for a protein of 1126 amino acids. Lineage: Eukaryota; Fungi; Ascomycota; Eurotiomycetes; Eurotiales; Aspergillaceae. Gene Ontology annotation, cellular component: nucleolus.